This is a messenger RNA of Ambispora gerdemannii, 381 nucleotides long. Lineage: Eukaryota; Fungi; Glomeromycota; Glomeromycetes; Archaeosporales; Ambisporaceae. The record is from the annotation of a GenBank genome assembly.
CUUGAAUGGAUGCUAAUUGGCUGCCCAAGUGAAAUCGGUUACUUUGAUUCAACAACUCGUGAUAAAGAAAUUAAAACUGGAUCUACAAUUCUAAGGUCUUGCCGAAUAAAUCUUGACAGAUUUCUUUCUCCAUCUAUUGUUGUUUCACUCAACGUCGAAUAUCCUACUACACGAAAAACACCAAUUUUCAAAGCAAGUUAUCAGAUAUUACAAAAAUUUUAUCCAACUAUCGAGAUAAAAGUAGAGCCAAUCAAAAAUGAAUAUAUUGAAUUUUUGAAUGAGUGUGAAGAGAUUGCGAUUACAAUUCUAUGGUGUGUCUUAUUUGAAGGAUCACAAGGCGUUUUUAAUCAGCAAGGAUAUCAUCAAGACGAACUCUUCUAA